Messenger RNA from Diversispora eburnea, 2387 nucleotides. The record is from the annotation of a GenBank genome assembly. Lineage: Eukaryota; Fungi; Glomeromycota; Glomeromycetes; Diversisporales; Diversisporaceae.
AUGGAUGAUAAUAAUAAAUUUGGAGUCUUAAUGAUUGAUGAGAAAACUAGAAUCUUAGUAGUGAAAAACAUUAAAUGUACUUUAAACCAUAAUGUAAUUAACCAACGGUUUGGGUUUUUCUCCCAAAAACAAGAGAUUUAUUUAACAGUGCAAUAUGGGGAUGACGAAGGGUCUACCAAGUCCGCUCGACUUAGAAAAGGUCAAGAUAAAAAAAAAAAAGCGUAUUACACCGAAUCAAUCACGCUUCCUAUCACCAAAGUUUCUGAAGAAUUUAAGGUAACUUGUUAUGAUGGAAAAGAUGUCGGUAAUAUUUUGGGUGUCACUAAAGACACCCUCAAGGACGCCCUUAAUAGAAGAGGGGCACAGGAUGAUGUAGGCAAAGGCAGAAAAGUUCAACUGGAAUUAUCUCGGGGCGGAGAAAUUGUCGGCGAGGUAACAUUAUACCUCAUGUUUCUCGGAGUGGAAGCACCCCGACAACAAAUGCGACAAAUUGAACUCGAAUCAUUACGUGGAACAAUAAUUGGGGUAAUGAUAAUCGAUAACAUUAGAAUAAAAAAUCUCAAUGGACAUAGGGGCCAUUUACGGGUGAUGCUUGGGGAUGAAAAGGCAAGCACUGAAAAAUAUUUCAGGACUACUGAUAAUACGGAAUGCCCGUAUGCGAUUGUUCUCCCGGAGGAGGAUCUUUGGUUAAAACUCAUGAAUGGUGGUCAGGUUUCUGUUCCGGAAAUCUCAUUUUACACUGGAAGUUCACUAGCCGCCACGGCUAAUUUGAAAAUAUCGAUGCAUAAAUUUUUAAACCCUUUACAAUUACUUCCACAUACAGAAGAAGUACUUAUUGAUCUUCACGAGUUGAGUGAAGCAAACGUCAUGCACCUCGGCAGCCUUACUCAAAAAGAUAAACUUGAAUAUCUUCACCAUGAAAACGAUGAUUAUGAUCGUAUAAAUAUCUCUCCUGUCUCUCCUUCAAACACAACACCCGAAAGUUUAGAACAACAAAGCAUACCUAGCGAUGAAGAUUUAGAUCCGUCAAUAACGCAGCCAGUAAUGCAGCCAAUGCAGCAGCCAAUGCAGCAGCGAAUGCAGCAGCGAAUACCGCCAAUCGAAAUAAUUCCUAUUCAAUCUCGACAGACCUCAACCAGUACAAUGGAUGGUAGAUGUGAUUCCCCCUCAAUUUAUAGUAAUAGUACAAGUCCUUCUUCUCUAUCGAAAUCUAUUAGAUCUACAAAGUCCAAAAAACUCGAUAAUUCAUUACGUAUUAUCUGUCAAAGAUAUGUGAUUGUGUCACCAGUAUCUGCCGGACCACAUAAAACCUUUAACAAAAAUGCAAGCAGAAACCGGGUUUAUCUAGCUAAGCACCUUUUUACGGACUGUGACUACAUUUGCAAGGAACACUUCCAUCCCUCUUCCUUCUCGAAUGAAAUCAAGCAUCUCAGGAACCUCAAAUCAGAUUAUAUUGUAAAAUGGGCGGAUCUCGAAAGAUGUGAAGAUGGAGGGGGCAUUAUAGUAUUAGAAAAUUAUGGUGAAAGUUUAGACAACAUUUAUCACCGCUUUCGUAAACUCCACAACAUUGUGGAGCUGUUUUACAACAUUUGUGGGGCAGUUCAAUUCCUAUACAAUCACGGUGUAGUGCACACGGAUUUAUGUCCAUCAAACAUCAUUUGCGAACAACGCACAAACACAAACAUCAAGCUUUGUGACCUGGAACAUGUAAAGUUUAAGGAUGAUGUUAUUAAUGGUUCCACAUCACAACAACAGGCUCUGACGAUUGGAUUCGCACCACCGGAAUUUUUCAACCCAAAUCAGGAAAUUCUGUACGCUGAACAUAAUCAAGAUAUAUUUAGCGUGGGAGCAAUUUUUUACUUUCUUUAUACGAAAAAACUUUUGUAUAAAGAUACGGAAGAUUUAAAUUCCUUAUGUAGGGAAUUUGAGACUAAAAUUAAGGAGGAGAUCCCGCAAGAAGAUAUAUCAAAUAUAAUAAUCAAAAGUUGCAGGGUUAAUCCUGAGGAUCGAUGGGGUAUUUCAGAACUUUGGCUUCCACAAAGUCAAUACUGUGCCGGUUCCAUUGUUGAUUUAUCUGCUUUACUUGCAGAUACUCGAUCUUGGCAAGCAUCCGCACAAAGUAACAGAACAGAAUAUUCUAGCGAAACCCAAACUCUUUGGAUUGAAUUUAUUCCGAUAUACACAUCCUUGAUGAAGAUACUUACACUUAAUUCGCCCACUUUGUUGCUUGAACAUUUUCGAGCCUCUUCAUCAUUCACAUCUCGACAACGUUUUCCCGAAGUUAUGCGAUUAUCAUUGUAUGUCGCGCCACUGCCGGUUGAUUUAUCUGCUUUACCUGAGAUACCCGAUCUUGACGUGUUCACAAUCUUGUUUCAAGUUCUUUACCG